Molecule: messenger RNA, 168 nt
Organism: Trichoderma atroviride IMI 206040
Lineage: Eukaryota; Fungi; Ascomycota; Sordariomycetes; Hypocreales; Hypocreaceae
Source: RefSeq, a predicted model, not a curated record
UUUUGUCGUCCCACGAGGGUUUUCUGUGUUGCUCACAUAUAUGGCGGAUGGAUAAAUGCAUGGGAAGUUUAUGGGAAGAAUGGAGGAAUUGAGAGAGAGGAGGAGGGAGGGAGGGAGGGAGGAGGGGAUGGUUUGAAAGAGGGAAUGGCUGGUGUAAUACAGAAUUAA